AUGACGACUCUGUCCCUCAAUACUGUCGACAAUCGUGUCCAGGGCCGCCUGGCCUUCGUCACAGGAGCUAGUGGCGGCAUAGGUUCAGGCUGCGCCAAGGGCCUGGCCGCAGACGGCUGCGACGUAGCCCUGCAUUACUCGUCAAGCAAGGACAAGGCAGAGGCGCUGGCCUCGGAGCUGCAGGCGCAGUACCCGACGCAGCUCUUCGUAACCAUCUCCGCGGACCUGAGCUCGCGUGACGCGACGCGGUCUCUCGUCGCGCAUCUGCUGGCGCUGCCGGCCGUCGUCAAGGCCGGGCACACGGCCGUGUCGAUCCUGGUGGCCAAUGCAGGCCUCGGGCGACGCAUCCGCGACGUCCAGGACAUUGCCGAGGACGACUGGGACGAAGUCAUGGAGGUUAACGCGCGCAGCCAGUUUGUCGUGACCAAGGCCGCGGUCGAGGGCAUGCGCGCGCAGGGCUGGGGCCGCGUGAUCCUGGUCGGCAGCAUCGCGGGCCACGGCGGCGGCAUCAACGGCUGCCACUACGCGGCGUCCAAGGGCGCGCUCUGCUCGAUGGGCAAGAACCUGGCGACGGUGCUGGCGGCAGAGGGCAUCACGGUCAAUAUUGUGUCGCCGGCCAUGAUUGGGGCAACGGGCAUGAUUCCGACGCCCAAGUCGCGAACUUGGACCAAGGGCACGGAUAUCGAUGCACUCAAAGAGCAAGAUCCCGGUCUGGGCAUUGCAGCGAGUGUGCCGAUUCACCGUUUGGGGCUGCCAGAGGAGGUGGCCAGUGUCGUGUCCAUGUUCGCCAAGACGGGUUAUUUGACUGGUCAGGAUAUUGUGCUUGGGGGCGGCUUGAAAUAG
Molecule: messenger RNA, 843 nt
Organism: Cordyceps militaris CM01
Lineage: Eukaryota; Fungi; Ascomycota; Sordariomycetes; Hypocreales; Cordycipitaceae
Product: Short-chain dehydrogenase/reductase SDR
Exons: 6
Coding region: 1-843 (280 amino acids)
Molecular function (GO): oxidoreductase activity
Source: RefSeq, a predicted model, not a curated record